AUGCCUUCCAGAGAAGAUGUCUACUAUUUUGGCGCGGGACCAGCCCCACUGCCAACUCCCGUCUUGGAGGAGGUAUGCAACAAAACAUUCUCUCAUCAGUUGCAACGCUAGAGCGAAUCUGACCUGUUCCCAGGCUUCCAAAGUCAUUCUCAACUACAACGACUCGGGAGUGGGCAUAGCAGAAAUCUCGCACCGCAGCGCAGACGCGACCGACAUUCUCGCCAACGCCCAGAAAGGCCUUCGUCAGCUCCUCGAUAUCCCCGAGUCGGAUGGCCCGGACGGCUACCAAGUUCUCUUCCUGCAAGGUGGCGGCAGCGGAGGCUUCAGCCAUGCCGUGUCCAACAUGGUCUCCAUCUGGGUCGCCAAACAACUCAAAGCGGUUGGGGGCGACGAGGAGAAGCUCAGGGAGAUUGUCGACAAGCAGCUCAAGAUGGACUACUUGGUCACGGGAUCAUGGUCCCUCAAAGCUUCUCAGGAAGCAGGGAGACUGGUGGGCGAAGACCACGUCAACCUCGUCACGGAUGCCAGGAAGCACCGCGAUGGCAAAUUCGGUGUCAUCCCGGCGCAGUCCACCUGGAACGCCACCCAAGACGAGUCCUCCGUGGCCUUGACCUACUACUGCGACAACGAGACCGUCGAUGGCGUGGAAUUCCCUUCAACCCCUCCAGGCCACAAUUUGGUCGCCGAUAUGAGCAGCAACUUCCUUUCCAGACCAGUCGACCUGAAGAAGCACGCCGCCAUCUUCGGCGGUGCACAGAAGAACGUGGCAAACGCCGGCAUCACCAUCGUCAUCCUGUCCAACUCCGUCCUACCACCUCACGCAGACUAUGCCAAGCCUGCCCUUCUCCGCAAGCUCGGUCUGCCCGUUAGCCCUGUCGUCUUCGACUGGCCGACCAUUGCCAAGAACAACAGCCUGUACAACACAUUGCCCAUCCUUGGUGAGUUAACCAGUGCAAUCCGUUCGAGAAUAUCAUACUGACGGUGAGACGAAGAUGUCUGGAUUGCCGGCCAGGUCAUGCAAGGCCUCAUCAGCAAAGCCGGCAGCACCAGCGGUGUGAAGAUCGCAGGCCAGCAAGCCGAAUCAGACAAGAAGGCCUCUCUUCUCUACUCCACCCUGGACAGCCAUAGCAAUAUCUACCACGUCGUCCCGGAUAAGAGCGUCCGGAGCCGCAUGAACAUCUGCUUCCGCGUCAAGGGAGGCGACGACGCCGCGGAGAAGGCAUUCCUCAAGGGCGCGGAGAGCAGAGGACUCCUCGGACUCAAGGGUCAUCGUAGCGUAGGAGGUAUCCGUAUCAGCAACUACAACGCCGUUCCAGUGGCCGCGGCGGAGAAGUUGGCCAAGUAUCUGCAAGAGUGUGCGCAAGACUCGGCUGCCUAA
This is a messenger RNA of Lecanosticta acicola, 1378 nucleotides long. The record is from the annotation of a GenBank genome assembly. NCBI's taxonomy places the organism in Eukaryota, Fungi, Ascomycota, Dothideomycetes, Mycosphaerellales, Mycosphaerellaceae.